CAACUUUAUUAUCAGAGUAUUCAUACAAGGAAUCAGCAUUGAAUUUAGCUCCCAAUAUAUUUUCAAUAGUUGGCUUGUUAGUGGCGUUUUAUAUAGGCUAUUGGUAUGCUGGUUAUUCAAAGCAAUUACAUGAAAAUGAAAUGUGGUUUUCUAAUAUUAAGCAAGUGGAAAGAGAAAUAUCAUUUAGAACUGAAUCAGGACUUUAUUUUUCCUACUAUAAGCAAUUAGUUCUUGCUCCAACACUUUUAAAAGGGAUCCACUCAUUAAUUAAUGAUAAUUUAACUGAACAUUUGUUGACAAUCAAUAUCCUUGAGAGGUUUAAUAUUUAUCAAGAAGUUUUACUUGCUGCAAUAUAUAGGAUUCUGCCAUCAAGUAUACAGAAAAAUUGGGAAUAUGUGUAUUUUUAUAUUGACAAUAUAUUUGGCUUACAUGGAGCCAUGAUGGUGACACUGUUUAUUGCAGCGUGGCUUCUAAGUGGUUCUCCUAUUGCUGGACUGCUUGCUAAUAGUUUUUUUAUAUUUCACAGGCCUCACAUGACACGUUUGUUUAAAACUAUUCCACUACGUGAAAGUUUUUCUUUACCGUUUAUAUUUAUGCAAAUAACUUUGCUGACAAUCUUCUUUCGAAGAAAUGUUAGAGUUUCUUUUGAGAAACCUCUUCUCGUACUGAUAUCAUUGACUACGUUUGCUUACACAAUCACGUGGCAGUUUUCACAGUUUGUCAUGUUGUUACAGUCAUUUGCAUUAUUUGGAGUUUAUGCACUUGAAUUUGUGGAAACGCGGAAGGUAAAAUAUGUGUUUUGGAUAUUUCUGGGCAGUCUUUCUACAACAUGCUUGCUUAUGUUUGGUAAUGACAUGAUCUAUUCUUCACUUGUAUCCAGUUUUUGUAUAGCUUCGUUACUGGUUAUGAAUGUUCAGAAUGCAAAGGUCGAAGGCAGUUUUCUCAAAAAGUUGUUUGUCUUACUUCUCCGAAUCAUUAUAACUUUAAGUUUAACUAUGAUUAUCAGCAUUAUUAUUAAGAAAAUAGCAAAAGUCGAAUCAGACACUCAUGUUUAUAAGUUUGUGAUGACAAAGUUUGGUUAUCAGGAUUAUUCUAUUAUGGAUUUUGAUGUGCGGUUGUAUUUGUGCAAUGGGGGGUUUGAUUUUAUGCCAUUCUCUGAGUUAACAGAUGGAUUGGUUUAUUUGUUUCCUGUUUAUUUUAUAUGCAUGAUUAUUGCUUUAGUAUGUUUGAUGGUAUCUUUUAUUGAGUCACUGAGGGGAGCCCCAGGUGUUUUGUACAAUCAUCCUGAGAUUGUUUUCAAUGUUAUUCUUAAUAUAUUUUAUGCUGUUUUGGCAUUGUCAACACAGAGAAUGAAAUUUUUAUGGUUUCCACAUAUGACUGUUGUAGCAGCUGGUCUGUUCUGCAACAAAAAUGCUUGGAAAUGGUUGUUAGAAAAGUUUAAAGUCAACAGUGUUUUUAUCUGGCUUAUCAACCAUUCUGCACCCAUUAUUAUUCUUGCACUAUUAGUACAGAAGAAACUACCUGGAAUGAAAGAAGAGUUGUCAAAUUUGUUUCAGUUCAAUGAUCCAGACACUGUUGCUCUUAUGAAUUGGAUAAACACUUCUACUCCUCCUGAAUCUUCAUUUACUGGUACUAUGCAAUUAUUAGCUGGUGUAAAACUUUGUACAAGUCGUCCAAUUACUAAUCAUCCACAUUACGAAAAUAAAUUUCUCAGACAGCGUACAAAAGAGCUUUAUCAAAUAUACGCCCGAAGAACUCCUAUUGAUGUUUAUCGAAUUUUGCGCAAACACGGGACUAACUAUAUUAUUCUUGAAAAUAGCAUAUGCUAUUCGUCGUCUUCUUGUACGCUCACAAAGAAUCUAGAUAUUGAAAACGGUCAUGACUUGAAUCCACUUUAUAAAGUACCAAGAUUUUGUGAUGCAAUCAAGCGCGACUCUUCAUUUCAAAGAUUUUUUAAAGAAGUAUUUGUUAACAAUACUUUUUAUGUCUAUAAACUACUCAAUGUUGAUGUUUAAGGUUUUGCUUUUGUUUCGUUUUUUUAAAUGCUUUCACAGUAUUUUCAAAAAUAUUAUUUUGGUUUUGUU
Molecule: messenger RNA, 2084 nt
Organism: Hydra vulgaris (swiftwater hydra)
Lineage: Eukaryota; Metazoa; Cnidaria; Hydrozoa; Anthoathecata; Hydridae
Product: protein C-mannosyl-transferase DPY19L3
Cellular component (GO): nuclear inner membrane
Molecular function (GO): mannosyltransferase activity
Source: RefSeq, a predicted model, not a curated record